CACACACACACACACAGUUUUACACGCACGCACGUGCACGCACCCAUACACGCGCGCAUUCCACCAGUGACUCUCUGUUGUGUUCGCCUUGGUUCCAGAAACGGACGUGCUUUUGGAUUUAGCCGCCGGUGCUCCCUCCGUUCAGCGAUGGUGUGAAGACCUGAGACAGUAAAGAUAACUGGAGUUAAUGUGAGACCAGUAAUACAGAGAUGUCAAUCCCUUCCAGUUAGCGACAUCUCUACAAUGAUGGGGAUAUAAAGGAGAGUCUGCAGCUCUCCUCUCAGGGACAGUCUUCUGCAGCUAUCUCUGGUCACAGGCCUGCCUGGCAUCACUCAUCCAUACCAUUCCUCUUUCCAUCCACCCAUCCUUCCCCGUCAUGAAAGGCCUGUCCAGUAGUCGGAGUCACCAUCACGUGGUCUCCUAUGAACCAUCAUAUGAUCUACUGGGUCACCAUGUGGACCGCAAGCCAUAUUUAAUCAGUCAGAAUGACAUGCCCGUGCCCAUUCCCAUGCCGCAUCCAGCUGAGCUGUCCUAUUACAAUUCCCAGCGUACCCCGUACCCCUCCGACAGCAACAGCAUCGUCCCAUAUGGAACCUUCCCAAGGAGGUGCCACUCCACCUCCUCAUCUCACCAUCCUGAGGUAAAGGAUGAGUGUAUGGCCAUGGUACCAUAUGUAGGAGGAGGAAGGGGAGGAGGAGGAGGAGGUGGAGGAGGCUAUGGAGGUAAAACUCCAACCCGGGUACCAGCAAACUUUGCGGACCCGUUUGAGCGUCAGCCGUCAAUUCCCAGAGAUGGCUACCAUACACUACAGUACAAACGAGGAGUGCUGGCCCACAGUGGGGGGAUGGGGGCCAACAACAACAACAAUGACAGCCCAGGGAGAAUUCGGCACCUGGUCCACUCAGUCCAGAAACUCUUCACCAAGUCACAUUCAUUGGAGGGGCCGCACCACACACAGCCCUCAAAGGGGGCCAAUAAUGGGAGCGUUAAUGGUGGUGGUGGUGGCGGAGGAGGUGGUGGUGGUGGUUCACGGGCCAGCCCAGAGGGUGAAACUCCACCAGUGGGAGUGCGCCAACGGAAGCGCAGCAAGAGCCGUGAGCGCUGUCGAUCAGCGGAGCCCAAGCAUCGAAGCCACCACCACCACCAGCUCCACGGCUCAGCGUCUGCUCCAGGCUCCGGAUAUUGGAGCUCAGAUGACAACCUGGAACGGGAGCUGUGUCUCUACCACCCUCACCACCACCAACCUCCACCCUCACCUUCACCCUCCAUUUCCCCCUCGCCCAUCGCCAUGACAAUGGGCCGGUAUCCCGGCAACAACCACGACAAGUUUCCCCAGACUCCCCUCCCCAGUCUCUCCUCCUCGCAGUCCCAGCAGUACUUCAUGAUGGACCCUUACAGCACACUCAACGAGCACACACACACCCACGCACACCAUGGCCACACACACCACCAUUCUGCACUCAAAGCCUCCCGGAGCAACAACGAUGUGAAGUAUGCAGCGUCGUCGUCAUGUGUGCCAGUUAGUGGUAGCAGCAAUAACAGCGGUGGCGGUCUCGUUGGAGGAAGUGGCCCCUUGCUGCCAAUGGGUCUUGUGGACGGGCCCCUUGUGAAGAAAGGGGCAUGGUCAUCAAGCCUAACGGUGAGCAGGGCCCGAGAGGUCUACACCAACAACAGCAGCCACAACCACCUACGAGCCAGCGCAGGAUCCGGUAACCUAAACCUAGAUAGAGCUCUAUUCAAAUCUAAGGGCAGUCAGCAGCAGGAGCGCUCUUGCCAUUUCUUACAGGUACCCCAGGAUGAGUGGAGCGGCUUCUCUCCGCUGGGGAAGGAGGACGACAUCCCCUGUCGGAGGAUGAGGAGCGGCAGCUAUGUCAAAGCCAUGGCUGAAGACGACAGCGGAGACUCAGAUGGGAGUCCCAAACCCUCCCCCAAAGUCCAGGCGCGCCGAGCCAGCUACCUGAAAGCCACACAGCCGUCACUGACUGAGAUGACCACUCUACAGAUUUCAACGGAGCACUCCCCUAAACUUCAGAUCAGGAGCCACAGUUACCUGCGUGCGGUGAGUGAGGUUUCAAUCAAUAGAAGUGUGGAUACCCUGGACCCCAAAACCCUCCUCGACCCCAAAUCGCUGCUGUCCUCACCCCAAUACCGCUCACGCAAUGAAAGCUACAUGAGGGCCAUGAGCACCAUCAGUCAGCUGAGCGAGGUGGAGUUGAACGGGCAGAUCGAGCAGGUGUGUGAGCAGGUCUACAGUGCAUUGCAGGCCCAGGCCAUGGAGGCUGCCAUGGACAGCAUGGAGACCAUGGACACCCUGCCUAUGCCGGGGUGCUUCCGGAUGCGGAGCCACAGCUAUGUACGAGCGAUUGAUCAGGGCUGUUCGGGGGAGGAGGAGGGAGAAGGAGGGAGACCGCUGCUCAUCCUGCCUUCCUCCCCACCGCGUACAUCUGCCACCACUGUCAGGACCAUCCAGAGCAGCACAGUUUCAUCUUGCAUCACCACCUAUAAGAAAACCCCUCCACCAGUGCCGCCCCGAACUUCAACCUGCUCCACAGCCUCCAAGCCCUACAUCUCCAUCACAGCCCAGAGCAGCACCGAGUCUGCACAGGAUGCAUACAUGGAAGAAGAAGGACCCAGAGGUGACAUGACCAUCCAGUCAGGGCUCAGUAACUCAACAGAAAGCAUUGACAGCAUGAAGGCCCUGACAGCUGCAAUAGAAGCUGCAAAUGCGCAGGUUCAUGGACCAGCCAGUCAGCAUGUCAGUAACAGUACCAUGACAGUCAGCACCCCCACCCCCUCAAUCCUGAGCAGGGGGCCAGUUGUUGAAAACCACCGGGAUGUAUACAGGAAAGAAGCACUCAGGAAGGGCAAAUGUCUUUCCAUAGGCAUCCAGGUUGAUGGACCAGAAGAGGUUCCAGAUCCAGAGGACCCAUCCAAGUUCACCUCAGUAGGGGUGCAAGUAGAGGAUGACAGAGGGUAUCGGCGGUUCCAGCGCUCCAACAGUGUGACAGCAGCUGUACAGGCAGAUAUGGACAUGCCAGACCUGCUGGAUACCCCUUUAGACUCCCCGGACACUGACAUGGAAGUCCUGUCAUCUGGUGCCAUCUCUCGACAAUACUCCCGCGAUGCUGCCACCUCUACGGUCAGCAUCCAAGGCUCAGGGAACCACUACCACGCCUGUGCCUCCGAUGACUUCGACGAUGUGGGCUUUGACCCGUCCAUCCUCCCCCCUCCAGACCCCUGGAUAGACAGUGUAACAGAAGACUCACUUGAUGUCAACUUCAACAGCUCUGCUAUUCUGGAGGCGGUGCAGCGGUCGGUGUGUCACAGAGAUGGACGCUGGUUUCUGAAGCUGCUGCAGGCCGAGACUGACCGCAUGGAGGGCUGGUGUCAACAGAUGGAGCUCGACCAACGGGACAAUGACCUGCCUGAAGAGAUCCUCGGCAAGAUAAGGAGUGCUAUAGGAAGCGCUCAGCUUCUGAUGUCCCAGAAGUUUCAACAGUUCAGGGAGCUGUGUGAGGAAAAUCUGAACCCCAACGCCCACCCUCGUCCUGUGGCCUCAGACCUGGCAGGUUUUUGGGAUAUGCUUCAGCUGUCCAUUGAGAACAUAAGCCUCAAGUUUGAUGAGCUUCACCAGCUCAGAGCCAACAACUGGAGACCCCUGGAUCCCCCUGAGAGAAAGGAGAGGCGGCUCCCACCUCCAGUGCCAAAAAAGCCUCCCAAGGGCCCCCACCACCACCCCCCUCUUGCCAGAGACCGCUCGCUGGAGAGCUCAGAAAAACAGCGGCAAGAGGCCAGGAAGCGCCUGUUGGCCGCCAAGAGAGCUGCAUCCGUACGUCAGAACUCAGCUACGGAGAGCGCUGACAGCAUCGAGAUUUACAUCCCCGAGGCUCAGACAAGGCUAUGAAGACACUACCAGGGACACAUACACAGGGUUGACAUGCAGUACACACGUAACACACACAACACAAACACAAAAAUGAAUGGUUGUCCACACCAAGGUACAGGGGUGUAACCGAAUAUGAACACUUUAUUCAGAUAUCCCCAUGCGCUGUGAACAGAUAUGGAAAACAAUUUCCUACAUCAUACACAACUUGCUACAGUUAGCAUAAUCCAAUCUUUACCAUAGUGUUUGUAUUUCUGAUAUUAAAAAAGGCACUCCUCAUAUUUUAUUUUAUGUGAAUUUUGGCCUGUUUCUUUGUCAACAGUUUUCUCAAUUUUCAUCAUAGACAUAUUUUAAACCAACUUUCAAAUUCAUCUGAGCCUAACUCCCAUUUUAAAAAACACCGUCCGUUUCAAAAAAAAGAAAUUCUGGUAAUAUGGCCUAAUGCAAUUCAACUUGUUUUUUUACCACAAAAACUCAACAUUGACCUUUUCCAAGAUACGGACAUUGGCUUUGCGUUACACCCCUACCAGCCUAUGUGCAUUUGACUUUCAAGACCCUAGACACUGUACCCUUCAGUGGGGAGCAUCAGUUGGCCAUGGUCCAAGAGCUGCCCAAGAGCUGUCCAAACCUCUAACGCACCAAGACUUCUACAGUGUAGACCCAUUAUUUAGACACAUGCAGAUAUUCAAAUACACGUUUCUAACUUCUAAUAUUGAGGCCAACUGUCACUCUUUAUAAAGCUGCAACUGCAGCUACGUAUGUUACAGUGGUUCUCCCUGGUGUGUGUAAUCCACCCUAAAUUGAGCUAAAUUAAAAUACAAAUUAUUU
Messenger RNA from Etheostoma cragini (Arkansas darter), 4711 nucleotides. RefSeq names its product disks large-associated protein 1-like. Gene Ontology annotation, cellular component: postsynaptic specialization; glutamatergic synapse. Bases 377 to 3904 code for a protein of 1175 amino acids. The transcript has 16 exons. The record is from RefSeq and is a predicted model, not a curated record. Lineage: Eukaryota; Metazoa; Chordata; Actinopteri; Perciformes; Percidae. Gene Ontology annotation, molecular function: molecular adaptor activity. Gene Ontology annotation, biological process: signaling.